GGUUUCUACUCUAAUGUCAAUCCGGCCUCGGGACUUCAUAGCAUAAGAAUGAGGUUCAGUGCGACAUCACUUGUGUUAUGAACACCUACCUAGUAUCACUUGGGUAGCUGAAGUAAGCUGCAUCAUUGGAUUCUUGAGAAGAAGAAAGCAGUAAUGACUCUAGGAUGAUUAUCAUUGAGUUGAUACCAUAGUCAUUGUGAGCGAAUUGCGCCGGUUUCAUGUCCAAUCCAAGCAGCUCAAUAACUUCGUUUCGCAAGAGUCGAGCUCAAGUUCAGCCACGAGCACUUCCAACCUUUAGAAUCACAAAACAUGACUACAUAUAACUCCUGUUCCAGAAUAUUGAGUCACUAUGAAUUCAAAUGGUUCAAUACUUGUCUCGCUUCCCCGGAGUGUUGUUAAUAUUGAGGUUCAGAUAGGGUUAUAGUCACGAGGCUGUUAUAAUUCCUGCUCCGAGAACGUUGCUAGCAACGCGGAGUUCAGUCAUGUCUCCAAGAACGAGUAUUUGGAGCGCAUGCAGAGCUCUCGCAAUUCGAUCGAGACCUGUCGCCCCUCGACCAGCCCCAUUCAUCCAGUCUCUUCCGCGCAACAGAUGGUAUUCGAGCGAAGGAAACAAUCAUCCUCCGAAGGCAAUUGAUAACUCUCAAGAGGCUCAGAACUCCCAGGUUGGCUCAGAAUCUAAGGAGGGAAUGUCGGCAGCAGAAAAUGGAGAGGUUGAGGUGACUUCUUCGACGUCCAGUGCCGAAGUUAUCGACGAUACGACACUUGAACAAUUAUUUUUCGGUGGCCGUACACAGACCAGCUCAGUUGGGGGUGGUGAGGGUGGCCUGACACCGGCACAGGAGGAUGUUCUUUACCGAGAGGGUACUAUUCCUUCGGCCGAGAAGGCUGAAGCUCUCGUUGCAGCAGCAGAGAAGUCCGAGUUGGAGACCACGGACAGCACAGAGAUGCAAAACCCAGGACACAAGUUUGGUCUCCCCAAGAGGCCGUGGCCGCAAGGGUUCAAUCUGAAGAAACGUUACCACCCCGUGUUGGAGCAAAUUACCCGACUCCUCAUGAAGGAUGGUAAGCUCAGUGUUGCUCAACGAAAUAUGGCCAUUGUCAUGAACUACCUCCGAACCGCACCACCUCCGAUCUAUAGCCCGAAAUACCCUCUACUGCCCGGAACUCCCCCGGCCUCACAUCUCCCUCUCAACCCAAUCCUGUACAUCACAGUUGCCGUAGACUCGGUGGCCCCUCUUCUCAAAAUCCGCAACGUGGCCGGCGCCGGUGGUGGUGGUCGUGCACUUGAACUUCCUGUACCUCUGGGUGUGAGGCAGCGACGACGAGUAGCGUUCAAGUGGAUUCUGGACGUGAUCAACAAGAAGCCCUCCAAGGGCAGUGGACGCAAGCAAUUCCCAUACAGGAUUGCUGAGGAGAUCGUUGCAGUUGUUGAGGGGCGUUCGGGUGUGUGGGAAAAGCGAAAGCAGGUGCAUAAGCUGGGUACAGCGGCACGAGCUAAUGUUGGAUCUAACAAGCUCAAGGUCAAGAAGAAGAUGUAGAUUUAGACGAGGUGCAAAUGGAACGCCUGGUCCUCCGGAUGUAUAGUAGAUGUGCAAAAUAUGUAACUAUAUCAAGAUACUGAUGAAAAUACGCAUUUAAUGUUACUGUACCUACUGCUCAACUUGCCAUUCAGGGGAAUCCACAGACUGUCCCGAAUCUCCAAGCUCA
Molecule: messenger RNA, 1707 nt
Organism: Fusarium odoratissimum NRRL 54006
Lineage: Eukaryota; Fungi; Ascomycota; Sordariomycetes; Hypocreales; Nectriaceae
Exons: 4
Coding region: 483-1538 (351 amino acids)
Biological process (GO): ribosomal small subunit assembly; translation
Cellular component (GO): ribosome
Molecular function (GO): rRNA binding; mRNA binding; structural constituent of ribosome
Source: RefSeq, a predicted model, not a curated record